Molecule: messenger RNA, 2650 nt
Organism: Hemibagrus wyckioides
Lineage: Eukaryota; Metazoa; Chordata; Actinopteri; Siluriformes; Bagridae
Gene: mlc1
Product: modulator of VRAC current 1
Exons: 12
Coding region: 240-1433 (397 amino acids)
Biological process (GO): regulation of response to osmotic stress
Cellular component (GO): plasma membrane; endoplasmic reticulum; cytoplasmic vesicle
Source: RefSeq, a predicted model, not a curated record
UCUUUUAACUGCUCCAAAACUUUCCGAGGGAUAGUGAGAGAGGACGAGAGUGAGGAAGGCGGGGGGUAGGAGUAGGGAGAGAAGGAUUUUGUUAAGACUACCACCAGACAGACGAGCUUGAAUGCCAUGGGUGUGCCUGAACGACAGUUGGUGGGCUGAUAUAAACUGGAACAGCACGAAGCUGAACAGAAGCAGGAUUCUCUUCCAAGGUUUGGAUUUGAAGGCCACAGUAGUAAAACAUGAUGCAGAGGGAGGAUGAGUCUGCACGGGAGGAGUUUAGCUACACUCACAUCUCCACCCUGGAGCGAGCAAGUGCAGGUGGUACGCUGAGUCGACGGCUGGACCGAGAGAGGGACAGAGUGGAAAGGGACAGCUACAUAGUGGAUGUGAGAGCCAGUGAUUUGGAGCUGGACGAGGGUGAGCCGUUACACCCCUGUUUCAGCUACAGAGCCUGGCUCUACAGUAUCCUUAUAGGGUGUAGUCUCCUGAUCACAGCGGGUUUCUCUCUCUACCUGGGUAAUGUGUUUCCUGAUGCAAUGGACUACUUGCGAUGUGCAGCUGGAGCGAGUAUCCCAGCUGCAGUGGUGAGCUUUGCCAUCGCCACAAACUGGCGAGUAGCAGUGUCUGAUUUUCAACUGGUGUAUGUGUCAACAUUUGCUGUGACAACCACAUGCCUGGUAUGGUUUGGGUGCAAGCUGGUUCUUAGCCCAUCAGCCAUCAAUAUCAACUUUAACCUGAUCCUGCUCACUCUGCUGGAAGCCCUCAUGGCCAGCACUGUCAUCCUGUCAGCUCGCUCUGUAGAGGACUGCUGCAGCCACAGCAAGCAAGUAUAUGAUGGCCCUGUGACUGUGACUCCAGCUAAAUUCCCUUCCCGUCUUCUCAAGGCUUAUGCUGUGAUUGAAGUGAUAGUUGGGAUAUCUGCAGUAUUCGGUGGUAUUAUUGCUCUCAACAUGGAUGCUCUGCUCCCAGGGCCCUAUGUCUCUGUCACAUUCUUCUGGAUUCUAGUGGCUUGUUUCCCCAGUGCCAUAGCCAGUCAUGUGGCAUCAGAAUACCCCAGCAGGUGCCUGGUGGAGACAUUGAUUGCCAUCAGUAGUGUCACAUCACCACUGCUGUUCUCUGCCUCUGGCUUCUUGUCUAACAGCGUGUUGAAUUUUAUUGAGAUCUUCCAGCAUGAGGUUCCCGCAGCCAAGCAAUCAUAUGACAUCCUCCUAAUGAUUCUGAUGGUGCUGCUGCUGGUCCAAGCAGGCCUGACACUGGUCACUGUGGUACACUGCGCCUCUUACAAGGGUCAGCUACAUAUAGGAUCUCUAGAGAGGGAUGACAGGUCACAUUUGGAAAUACACCAGUGUGAGCAACAGGGAUCCAAUGGCACACUGCGAGAGUUUGACAAAGAGAAGGCCUGGAAGGCGGUCGUAGUUCAAAUGGCCCAGUGAGCACAUGCACAGGGAGUAAAGAGAACAAACAGGAAUGAGAAAUAAAUGUGAGUGAAGGAGGACAUGAGAAGGCGAGAGUAAAAGAAGGACAAGUGAAAAUAGAGAGAAUAUGGGAAUCUAGAGGAGGGCAUUCCAAACGCAGUCAGAAGGUGACAUGUCAGUGUGUCCUUGCCAGGGGAGUUAGAGAGAGGGAAAUAUCCUGACGAAUCUCAGUCACAUAUAAAGCAUUUAAAUAACUUCCAUGUCCAUAUAUCUAUUCUUAAAAUGAAUCAUCAUCCUGACUGUUCAGAAUUCUCAGCAGAGGAAAAGUUGAGGCGUUAACACCUUCUGCAAAGAACUAAAACUCAUGACUCAUGCUCUGUUCAUAUGUACAGUAAGGCUGGAUUCAUAUUCAAGUGUGACUAAACUUAUUCCUGUCCAGGAAACCACUUAGACUGUAAAUUCCAGUCCUUGCUAUAUUGCAUGAACUCAUAAAUUCAGGAAACUAAUGACUGCAUUUAUGUAAUAUGUCAACACAUAAGCCACAUCUAUGCAAGUCAAACAUUUUUUCUUAGGGUUUUCCACUAUAUAAGUACACAUAAAGCACCAAGUUUACAUAGUUCUUGUAGCUAGAAACUGUCUGUGCAUUGUCUGUGCUUGUGUCAAAUAUAUACUAUAGGAUAUGGAACAGUUUACAGUUAAACAUUUUAUUUGUUUAACAUACACUAACAUUAUUCAUAACACUAACAGCAUAUUUAAUAAUUUCCUACAUUUUAUGUGACCUGUAGGCAGGGACAGAGUAGCAGUGUUUUCUCCUCCAAGACAGACAAUCUACAUUAACAGACGAGAAAGAAAAAUUAUUGGGCAAUUCCACCACCUAAUUGGGUUAUUUUUAAUCACAUUAGUCAGGGAAUAUGGCUUUGGGACACUUAGAUAUAAUUUAGUUACAGUUUGGACUAAUUUAUAAAAGAAAUGGCUGGUGUUUAACCCAUGGAAAAAGUGGAAAACACUGAACACAGUAAAAAAUGACAAUCCUAGUGUCUCUCCAAGUAGUGUUUAUGUAUUGUAGAAUUAAGUCAGCUGCACUAAUUGUAAUAACUAUAUUUUAAUAUGUCAAGUUCUGUAUAAUUUCCUAAAACAGAGAGCUAUGUAAUAAGGGUUUGAUUACAUUAUGUAAAUGGAAGCUCUGUUAAAUUAAAGCUGACACUCUGGCUGGCACUUAAUUUUUUUCUGCACGU